ACAAAGGUGAAGCUGAAAGAGGAACUUGACUGUCAUUCUCGAGUCCCAUAACAGACGUAAUAAAUAAAUGCACUAUUAAGAAAGAACCCCCCACCCUUCAGAAUCCUGAGGCUGCGUGGCUUACACGCUCCAUCAAGUUACCUUUGUCAUGUCCUAUAAGUGCGCGUGGUAGUCUCACCAAGCACAUAAUCUACUUUUUCUCAUCAUCUGCUCUGAGGGACUUGGGAUACAUAGACAGAAGUAUCGGAAUAGGAAAGUCACCAAACCAACCAAAAACCCAGAGAAAAGAAAGCAAUCAAAGUCAAUAUUCCAAAGAAAAACCAUAGGAAGGGUUUGGUUUUCUUUCUUUCUUUCUUGUCAAAAAAAAUUCAACCUUUACUACAGCAGGAGUGAAAAAAGGUCAAGCUGUUUCUUUCAAUGGGAGAUAACAUGGAGGAAGAGCAAGAAAGACCAUCAACACCCCCAAAUCAAUCACAAGCAUCGGCUUCUUACAUGUUGUUUUUAGGAAUUAUGAGCAGAAGGAGGACUUGGGUAUGCAUCUUUGUGCUGGUUUAUGCAAUAAUUUUAACUAGCUCAUGGAAUUUCCUUAAAUCUAUACUUUCUUGGUACAACUUACAUUCUCAGCCAUCUUCUUCUUCUUCUUCCUCAUCUUCUUAUGGGUGGGCUGCCCUUUAUGCAUCUGUGCUUCUUGGAGCUGUGUUUGGGAUUGUUUCCAUGGUUGCUGCUCUGGCAGUGGUGGUGCCAGCCACCAUGGUCACAUGGAUCGCCAUUGUUGUUCUGCUUGCCUUCUUUGGAAAACCCAGGAGGGCUUUGGUGGUGGAAGGUAGGAAGAUCACCAGAGAGAUUGUGGGGUUUGUGAUCAGGAUUUUGUUGAAGGAAGGCAGCCUUGUGGCUGCUGUUUGUGCUGUUUUGGGUUAUUCUGCCCUUGUUGGGAGGAAUUCUGAGGCUGAUUAACUCCUGUGAAAUUUUGGAAAAAAUCUCUGUUUGGUAUUACUAGGGUUAGGGAGCUGGAAGGAAUUGAGUUGAAGCUCACAAGUGUUGUUUUUAUGUGGACGAUGAACAUUUUCUUGUAAGGGGCAUCUCUGAAAAACAGGACUUAUGCUGAUCACAAGACUUUCUUGUGCUUUGCACUUAUUUAAUUCUAUAGAGCAGUCUUCUUUUCAAAAAUUGGAUCUUUUUCACUUCUUCCUUUGGAGAAGUAGUGAAUAUAGAUAGUUAUGCGGUGGUUCUUAUAUGAGCCAGUUUUUGUUUUUGUAAAGAGUAGACAAGGAAGAAGAUUCUUAAACAGGUAACUUUGUUGCAGAAUUUCACAAUAUAACAA
Messenger RNA from Humulus lupulus (European hop), 1321 nucleotides. RefSeq lists its product as uncharacterized. The record is from RefSeq and is a predicted model, not a curated record. NCBI's taxonomy places the organism in Eukaryota, Viridiplantae, Streptophyta, Magnoliopsida, Rosales, Cannabaceae. The transcript has 2 exons. Bases 418 to 954 code for a protein of 178 amino acids.